UUUUAAUGAGGGUUCCGCGUUGCUGUCGGGAAGAUAUGUUUUGACGACGUAAAAGAAGUUCCUACGCGGUUACUGCUCGGCUCUGUAACGGUACCGGCUGCCGCCGCCGCCGCCUUGGCUCGGCCCCAGUCAGCGCCUGAGCUGCUCCGGGUGACCGCUGUGUUCACUCCUUCAGCGGGAUGAGGAGGCGCUCCUCUGCCGGGGGAGAGCCCAGCGGACUGUGUCGCCAGCGUUAGAUGGACUCGACACCCAGCCACCUGGUUGCCAUGGCAACCCCUCGACCCUUGAUUACGGUGAAGGAUGAAUCCCUAGAUGACACAGCCAUCUUAGUGAAAGAGGAAGACGAAGAUCAGCAAGAACUCUCCAAUGACCACCUCACUCCAGCUAAAUAUCCAGACCCAGUGGGAGACUUUUCUCCUGAUGUCAGAGGGCAACUGGAAAACAAGCAGGGCAUCUGUACACCACUGGACAUUUCCAUUGUGGUGAAGGAGGAGCCCCUAGACCAACUGGAGCAGUGCCUGAAGUCAACCAGUCAGAGGAUUUUUGAAACCAUGGACAACGAGAGGUUCAUCUUGGAAGUGGAAAAACACAAGGUGUUAUAUGACGCCACAGAUCCUUUUUAUAAGGACAACACCAGAAAGGACAAGGCGUGGAAUUCGAUUGGAGGAGUUUUUGGAGUGGAAGUCGAUGUUUGCAAGGUGAGAUGGAAAGCAUUAAGGGAUGCUUUUGUGAGAAGCAGGAAAAAAAAUCUGCCAAGUGGAUCAGCCGGUGGCAAUCAAAAGGACUGGAAGUAUACAGAGAUAAUGUCCUUCCUUUUGCCCCACUUACGGCCAAGAAGUUCAAAAAGCAACUUGUGCAAUCCACCAAUAGUGGAUGUUGAAGACAGGGAGAGAUGUGGUACCCCACAAUCGCUAUCUGGAUCUGAGGAACCAUCCAGUUGCAGUACCCCUGGUAAUUUACAGCAAAUACAGAGGACCACAUCUAGAUCUCCGACCCCGUCGCUUUCCAUACCCACAACCUCCAGGGAGAGGGAAAGGCCCUCUAGGUCCCGUAGCCCCAGGGAGCGGCUGUCCAGACCGGCAGUGGCCCAACGUGCUACAAAUGACACAAGGAGGAGGCCACAGACCUCAGACAUUGGGGAGUGGCUGAUGUCCAUUCUUGAAGAGCCAAUUCCCAAACCACAUAUGCCAGAUGAUGAACUUGAUGAAUCUUACCACUUUGCACUAAGCCUUGUGCCGAUCUUGCACAGACUGGAUAAAGACAGGAGGCAACAGGCCAAAAUAAGUAUUUUGAACAAUUUACACAACCUUGAAAAAGGCACUGCCCAACACCACCAAACUACUGUCCCCCCACAACUUAUAGCUGGUUUGCAGCCCAUUCAUCCUCCAUCGCACACACCACAACCUCCCCCCACUCAGGAAAUCACUGGGCACUCCAGUUGCACCUCCAGGCCCGUAGGCUUUCGGCCAAUUCCCCAUCCUCCACAAAACAUCACAACACCGACAGGGCCAUAUACUCAAAUGCUGCCCUCCAGCAAUGACCCGCAAUGGGAAGAUAGCAGUACUGGGGGUCUUACUACACAGACCUGUAAUACAGAGCAAAAUAUGCUUCACUCCAACAGCCAGUCUCUGGGUGCUAUGGCAGCUGCAGCGGCGUCUCUACAUUAG
Messenger RNA from Lampris incognitus (smalleye Pacific opah), 1667 nucleotides. RefSeq lists its product as uncharacterized. Lineage: Eukaryota; Metazoa; Chordata; Actinopteri; Lampriformes; Lampridae. Gene Ontology annotation, biological process: regulation of transcription by RNA polymerase II. Gene Ontology annotation, molecular function: DNA binding. The transcript is spliced from 9 exons. The coding region runs from base 237 to 1667 and encodes 476 amino acids. The record is from RefSeq and is a predicted model, not a curated record. Gene Ontology annotation, cellular component: transcription regulator complex; nucleus.